Messenger RNA from Equus caballus (horse), 5402 nucleotides. It is a transcript of the gene NPL, whose product is annotated as N-acetylneuraminate pyruvate lyase. NCBI's taxonomy places the organism in Eukaryota, Metazoa, Chordata, Mammalia, Perissodactyla, Equidae. Gene Ontology annotation, molecular function: N-acetylneuraminate lyase activity. The record is from RefSeq and is a predicted model, not a curated record. Gene Ontology annotation, biological process: N-acetylneuraminate catabolic process; carbohydrate metabolic process.
CGGCGGCGGAGGCUGACCUCGCGGCUCGGGUGAGCGCGGCCCGCGCCGGCGUGGAUGGACGGACCGGGACGGACAGACCCCCAGGGGGUUCGGGCAGAGGGACGCGGGGGACGAGACUCGGGGACUCUUGUCAGCAGCUCAAUGGCCUCCCCGAAGAAGAAACUUCAAGGUCUUGUUGCUGCAACCAUCACGCCGAUGACCGAGCAUGGAGAAAUCAACUUUUCAGUAAUUGGUCAGUAUGUGGAUUAUCUUGUGAAAGAACAGGGAGUGAAGAAUAUUUUUGUGAACGGCACAACGGGAGAAGGCCUGUCCCUGAGCAUCUCAGAGCGCCGCCGGGUCGCAGAGGAGUGGGUGACAAAAGGGAGGAACAAGUUGGAUCAGGUAGUAAUUCACGUAGGAGCGCUGAGCUUGAAGGAGUCACAAGAACUGGCCCAACAUGCAGCAGAAAUAGGAGCUGAUGGCAUCGCUGUCAUUGCACCUUUCUUUCUCAAGCCAUGGAACAAAGAUGUCCUGAUUAAUUUCCUAAAGGAGGUGGCUGCUGCUGCCCCUGCAUUGCCAUUUUAUUACUAUCACAUCCCUGCCUUGACAGGGGUAAAAAUUCGUGCCGAGGAGGUGUUAGAUGGGAUUCAGGAGAAGAUCCCCACCUUCCAAGGGCUGAAAUUCAGUGACACAGAUCUCUUAGACUUCGGGCAGUGUGUUGAUCAAAAUCGCCAACGACAGUUUGCUUUCCUUUUUGGGGUGGAUGAGCAACUGUUGAGUGCUCUGGUGAUGGGAGCUACUGGAGCAGUGGGCAGGAUGUGCUGUUUUCUUUCUAGCACCUAUAAUUACCUGGGAAAAAAGACAAACCAGAUGUUGGAGGCUUUUGAACGAAAGGACUUCUCUUCAGCCCUGAACCAUCAGUUUUGUAUUCAGAGAUUCAUCAACUUUGUGGUCAAACUAGGUUUUGGAGUGUCACAGACCAAAGCCAUCAUGACUCUGGUCUCCGGGAUUCCGAUGGGCCCACCCCGGCUUCCACUGCAGAAGGCCUCGAGGGAGUUUACGGAUAAUGCUGAAGCUAAACUGAGGAGCCUGGAUUUCCUUUCUUUCAACGACUUAAAGGAUGGAAACUUGGAAGCCUGUAGUUAGUGCCUCUCUAUUAAAUCAGAGUGUGUACGUUGAGAUAUAAUCCACCUUGAAUAAUCCAUUUGUUUCUCAAGAACUUUUUAGAAGAACUUAAACUAAACUCUUUCCUAGCAAGUGAAAUCUCACAUCAACAAGUAUUUAAGUACCUACUAUGAUCAUUAAAGAGUUUUAUUUUGUGAAGAGGCAAAAAAAGGAGUGAUGAGCUGUAAGUCAUUCAAUAUUUCACAAAAUAUUUGUGGAGAAAUUUCUGCUUAUAUGGAUGAGAUGGAAUCAAGAGGAAAAUUUUAAUUGGUUAAUUCCAGCUGUCUUUAGGAGGUCUCAUUAUCUUGAUUUCUGACUCUUAAUCCCAUUUUAAGCUUUUCUAAUUUCAAACCACUGUAACAUACUUUCAUUUUAAUAAAUAUUCACUUGGAAUCUAGGGCUAUUGCUUUUAGGCACGCCCGCUAACUUUAAUGCCAAAUUACAACAUGCCUCAACUACACACAACUGUUAACACACCAGCUACCUUGGCUGCUCAGUCUAACUCAAGAACAUCUGCUUUCAGAUUAAUUGCAACAUCACAAUUUUCCCCCCAAAACACUGGGUAAGGUAAAAACUUGCUUCAGUUCUUAUAACCAAAGGUCCGGUUAGGGUGGUUUUCACAUAACAAAGGAAAGGUCUUCCCCAAAGAAGAAUUCAAGUCUCUGCUUGUCGCUAUACAGAAAACUCAAAGUUUCAAACAAAGAGCUCUGCUCUGGGCACCACGAACUUCCCCUCUCCUCACUGAGAAGAAAGUCUCUCCCCCGUAGCACCCUGAACUAUUGGAGGCGAAGGCCUUUUUGUUUUUCUUGCUUGAGAAAGACUGUCCCUGAGCUAACAUCUGUGCCAAUCUUCCGCUGUUGUGUAUAUGGGAUGCUGCCACAGCAUGGCUUGAUGAACGGUGUGGAGGUCCACUCUGGGGUUCCGAACCCAUGAACCCCAGGCCGCCAAUGUGGAAUGCUCGAACUUAACCAUUAUGCCACCAGACUGGCCCCUGUCCACGCCUUCUUUACUCUUUUCUUUCUCCGUAAUAUAUCUCUGGCUGUUCAGUCUCCUUUCUAACAAACCCUGGUGUGUGCUUUCUACUAAGACAGUAUAUUGACAGUUAACCCCUGGUGAUGUUAAACUUGAUUAUCCAGUCUGUUAAUUACCUGAGAUUUGGUUUUUGUUUCUUCUCUAAUUAGUCUGCUCAUUGGCAGAGGAAAAGUAUUUGCAAUUCAUAUCAGUUUACUCUUUAAUUCUUAAAAUUAAAAAGAGAACUUUUUCAAAAUGAGAAUUAUAAAUUAUCAGUGGACUCAGUUAUCUUUUCUAACCCUCUCUUCAAUUGGUCAGCGGUUAAGAAGAGUUACAUUUGUAUCUCCUCAUUUUUUUUUCUAGUUAUUUUAUUGAGGUCGUGUUGGCUUUCAACAUUGUGUAAAUUUCAGGUGUAUGUUGUUAUAUUUCAGUUUCUGUAUAGAUUGCACCGUGUUCACCACCAACAGUCCAGUUUUUAUCUGUCACCAUACAUAUGUGUCCCUUUACCCCCUUGGCCCUCUCCCCACCCACUUUCCUCCAGUAACCACUAAUCUGUUCUCCUUAUCUGUGUUUGUUUAACUUCCACACAUGAGUCCUCACUCCUCUUUUCGCCCAGGAAUGACAUAUACUGUUUUCUCGUAUUUCUUUCUCUUUCAAGAGUAAGGUAUCUGAAUUAAAAAUUGAUCCACAAUGGGUUAUGUGAGCUUAUAUUCUAUCACAUUGAAACUUUUAUUUCUUUAUAGCUGUUAACUUCUUGAAAGAAGAAAAGUGAGGUUUUUGUUACAAUGUUUGGUUCUGGAUGUGAUAUCCUUACUUAAUGAUAUUAAAGCCAAAUUAAUAUUUCAAUGAAGAUAAAUCUUGGGCAUCCAAGCAAAGAACUCUGUUUUUCUGUUUUUGCUCUGUGAAGUCGAAGCUUAGAGGACUUUUAAGAUGGUUAAUGAAAUCUUCUGAACACAGAGUAAUAUCAUGAUUGAAAAUGAUAGCUCUAUCUAUUUUAACAUGCAAUUCCUUAGAAAUGAAUGAUUAUAUAUAGCAGUAGGUUACUAAUUCAUCACAAGUAAAAUUUUGGAAUAUUAUGAACUUACUAUUAUCUUUGAAUUAGUUUUUAAUGUUAAAACUAAAGUAAUGAUGUGAAAUAUUUCAUUCAACACAAUACUAAAAGCUGAUUUUUAACCUCUGUUUCAAGAUGGAAAUCUGAAAUCGUUUCAUUGGGGAUGGUUGGAAGGACAAAGUGGUUUCAGGGCUGGUUUUACUUAGGAUCUCUCUUGGGUUUAUUCAAAGUUGUAGGAAGAUAACCAGAGUGUGUGGGGUUGGUGGGUAAUGUGCAUUGUUCCUCAGAAAGGCCGUUUGCUACAACUUGAGGGAAAUUUCCUCUUUAUGAUCACCUGAAGGGCACAGAACAUCUCUGCUCUCAGGAAUCUGAAGUCUAAGAGGAGGCGAGGCUGGGCUGGGGGACUUUCUAGAGUGACUCUGUAACCCAAGGCCAUGUACACCCCUGGGCUCACCUAGGCUUUUCAUAUGAGGAGAAAUGGAAUGGGACAUACAAGCCCAUCAAAUCAAGAAGAGCAAACAAUGUAUCUAACUCAUUUAACCAUCCCUCUUAUCGCGUGCUCACUCAGCCCCCAAUUUCCUUCAAUGAAACUAAGGAAACUUGGAACCAAAAUUAUGCAAACAGCAGAGCUAAGCCCUAGGUAGAGGUGGGACAUCACCUUGCACUUGGGUUUCUGGAGCUGAGAAAUGGCUACCUGGUGGACAAAAUAACUGACCUAAAUCAUGUUUUUCUUUGUCAACCCCUUUGGUGACUCUUAGGAAAUCAUUUGAUACACAGGAGACGUCUUUUGCAGUUUAAAUUAGACAACCAAAAGAAAAAGCUUACAGGAAUUUCUUAAAUUUUAUCACACAGUUAGUAAAUGUAAUGGAAUGGGUUCCAUAAAAUGCAUACAGAACUCGUAUCCAGCAAGACUUGUUACCUACACGAGUACACCGGUUACAGGGAGUGUUCAAGUUCUGUGCCAGGUGGAUCACCUGAGGAGACUAGACAUCAAGUCUUCACCCCUGAUACAUCUUCUAUACAGCAGCUGGGAUUCCUUUUAUAAAUGCCAGGGUCCCAGGUUUGAGCCAUAUGUUGGGUGAGGCCAUGUAGGCACAGAAGUGUUUGCAAAUGCCAACCUUUGGUGUGAGGAACAGCCCUCCUCCCACCCAUUAGCCAGCAACCUAAUAGAGUUAUCUUUGAGGUCCUAGAAGUGGGCUCCCCCUAGCAGGCAAGCACAUCAGCAUCUCAGAGUGCUCUAUAGUCCAAGUCCAGUUUGCCCCAUUUAUAGGUCACCCUGCAGCAGGUAGAAGGAGGUGGUACAAUUACCACGUAGACCGUUCCUGGGAAUCCUUGGACUUGGGUGAAACAAAGUGAUCCGCCUCAGGACUUCAUCGAAUAGGCACAUCUAAAGCAUCUCGUACUGAGGGCUGCAAAUAAUAUUCACAAGCCUAGAUUGUCUUCAGGUUGCAAUCGCUACCUGGACUCCCCAGAACACUGAUCCAACUAGCGUUGUCCUUUUCCUAAGGAAACAGCCUCAAUCAGCUUUGAUGUCCCAAUUUGAACAGCCCUCCAGAAUCAUUUUACUGAGUAUCCUUCACCUUUUGCUCUUGUGCUCGUCUAUAUAGAACUGCACCUGUCUGUAGGUCUUCCGUCAGGAUCACUCAGUAUGGCCAGAGGAAAGUGACGGAGGAUGGGGGUGCAGGAGAAGAGAGACCAACUUCCAUGAGGUGGUGAGGGAGGGUGCUCUGAUUCCAUCAGACUUAAUCUGAGAUUAGGAGGCUGGGAAGGAGCCAGGCAGGUAAAGAGUGGCAGAGGAUGCAUUCCAAGUAGGAGCCACAGAUUUGACAAUUCCAAGCCACAGAAGAGUCUGAAGUGUGAAGAACUGAACAAAAGUCGGUGGACUAGAGUUCAGACACCAAGAAAAGAAUAGGAAGGAAACAGUUUAAAAGGUUUGGAAGGAGACAGGUCCUAUAAGCCCUUAUAAGUCAUAGGAGCAUUAAACUAAAAGUGUUUUUAAACUAAAGGUGUUUUUCUGACUAUAACUUUAUUUUUAAUGUAAAAUAACUAUAAGCCCCACAAAAGAUUGAAAAAUUGGUAAAGGAAACAGUGCAGAAGGAAGAAAAGAAAGUUUACAAUACGCCUUUAUUAUAUUAUAGUUUAUGUACAAACUAUAUUGUUACAAAUUGUUGUUUAUAAAGUUUUGUGGAAAAAUUGA